Molecule: messenger RNA, 3373 nt
Organism: Mollisia scopiformis
Lineage: Eukaryota; Fungi; Ascomycota; Leotiomycetes; Helotiales; Mollisiaceae
Product: actin-like ATPase domain-containing protein
Exons: 1
Coding region: 175-3303 (1042 amino acids)
Biological process (GO): endoplasmic reticulum unfolded protein response; negative regulation of hypoxia-induced intrinsic apoptotic signaling pathway; cellular response to hypoxia
Cellular component (GO): endoplasmic reticulum chaperone complex
Molecular function (GO): ATP binding; ATP-dependent protein folding chaperone
Source: RefSeq, a predicted model, not a curated record
CUACGAACAAGGAUAGCUCCCAUCUCACUUCAAUUCGACUCUUUGUUGCAAUUUGGCCCUUGGGACUUGUGGACAGAUUUAUGCGGGCAAUCUAGGCACCAUAAAACUUCUCCUUUGUCACCUCUUGCGGCGAAAACUGCUUCAUUCUUUUAGCAGUUACCACAACCACCCAACAUGGCCUCUCGUUCCCCACAUAGACUGUUAUCCUCGCCCCUGGUUGCGAUAUUAUGCCUUUUCUACCUUUUCAGCUCUACCGCACUGGCUGCGUCUGCCGUUCUCGGUGUAGAUCUGGGCACCGAAUACAUCAAGGCAGCGCUUGUUAAGCCAGGAAUUCCACUCGAAAUCGUCCUGACCAAGGAUUCACGGCGGAAAGAGGCGUCUGCGGUAGCAUUCAAGCCAGCGAAGAACAUCAAGAGCGGAGACUUCCCCGAACGACUCUAUGGCUCAGACGCCAUUGCAUUGUCUGCGAGAUUUCCCGGAGAUGUAUACCCAAAUCUAAAGAGGCUCUUAGGCUUGGGAGUAGACAAUUCUGUGGUGGUGGACUACGCUGCCAGACAUCCUGCAUUGAAGCUUGAGGAAGACAAGACCAGAGGCACAGCUGCGUUCCGAAGUGGAGCAUUUACAGCUGACGAGGCACCAUGGACGGUGGAGGAGAUACUAGCUAUGGAGCUCCAGAGCAUACAGAAGAAUGCCGAGGCUCUAGCAGGAAAGGGAAGCUCAAUUAAGGACUUGGUCAUCACUGUCCCCGUAUUCUUCUCUGCGGAGGAGAAGAGGGCGGUAGAAUUGGCUGCUGAACUGGCUGGGCUUCGAGUCCUUGAAUUGGUCAGCGAUGGAUUGGCUGUCGGUCUGAAUUACGCCACCUCUCGAACAUUCCCCAGCAUCAAUGAGGGAGGAAACCCCGAAUACCACAUGGUUUUUGAUAUGGGAGCUGGUUCUACAAAGGCGACAAUUUUGAGAUUUCAAGGACGAACGGUGAAGGACGUUGGAAAGUACAACAAGACAAUCCAGGAGGUCGCAGUGUUGGGAAGCGGUUGGGACAGGACACUUGGUGGAGACGCCCUGAAUGCCAUCAUUGUUGAUGAUAUGAUUGCCAAGUUUGUUGCGUCCCCAGGCGCGAAGAGCGUCGGGCCAACCAUUGAAGCUGUUCAAGGUCACGGAAGAGCUGCCGCGAAGCUUUGGAAGGAGGCCGAGAGACUGAGACAUGUCCUUAGUGCUAACACCAACACGCAAGCCAGCUUUGAAGGAUUGUACGAGGACAUUGAUUUCAAGUACAAGAUCACGAGAGAGGAAUUUGAGCAGAUGACCGAGUCUUAUGCUGCACGAAUUGGUAUUGCAAUGCAAAAGGCCUUAGAUAUGGCCAAUUUGGAGGCCAACGACAUCGAAUCACUCAUUCUCCAUGGUGGUGCUAUGCGCACUCCUUUCGUCCAGAAAGAGCUUGAAAAGUUCAUUGGCAAUGCAGACAAGGUCCGAACCAACGUGAACGCAGAUGAAGCAGCAGUGUUUGGUGCUGGCUUCCGAGGCGCUGGUCUUAGCCCUUCAUUCAGAGUCAAAGAGAUUAGAGCUUCUGAAGGAGUCACAUAUCCUGCAGGAAUUAAGUGGAUCAACAUCCACGAGAAGCCACAGCACAUUCGGUUAUGGAACGCGAACUCACACUUGGGCUCUGAGAAGCAGUAUACCUUCAAGAAUCAGGAAGAUCCAUUCGCUAUCAAGUUCUACCAGCACGUGGCAUCUUCAGAGGAUGUCUCCAAGGGAUCAGCGGAGAAAGAUUUGAUCACACUCACAACACAGAACCUUACCGAUUCUGUGGCUCAUCUCAAAACCAAAUUCGGCUGCACUGAUGGCGACAUCAACAUCAAGCUAAGCACCCGUUUAGCUGCUAGCAAUGGCGAGGUUGAGAUUACCAAGUUCAUCCUUGACUGCGAGGUUGAGGCCGUAGAGGAGAAGGAGAGCAUGGUUGAUAGUGUGAAAGGUCUUUUUGGCUUUGGCAAGAAAGAUCAGAUUCCUCUUUCUGAGGAGGAAGCUGAGAGCAGCACGAGCACAUCAGAAUCUGCAUCCAGUGGCACAUCUACGUCGACGGACGGUUCCGCGUCUGCUUCCACGACUCCUUCAACCAAGGAUGCGAAAGCUAAAGAUGCAAAGAGCAAGUCUCUGAAACCUACCAAGCGUUUUGAGGUCGUUCCUUUGAAGUACACUGUCGAGAAGACCGGCCGUCCUCAACUACCUGCAUCGGAGCUUACUCGCAUGAAAGAGCGUAUCGCCGCUUUUGAUGACUCUGAUCGCUCCCGCAAGCUCAGAGAAGAAUCGCUGAACCAAUUGGAAGGUUUUGUCUACAAGGUCCGUGAUCUUCUCGAGAACGAAGCUUUCAUUGCUGCGUCUACUGAGAAGGAGAGAGCGGAACUUGAGACCAAGUCCAAGGCCGCCAGCGAUUGGAUAUAUUCCGGUGGAACCGACGCACCACGAGACGAGUUGAAGUCAAAGCUCAAGGAAAUGAAAGACAUCGUCAAGCCCAUUGAAGUGCGGAAGGAGGAAGCAGCGACACGACCUGAGAAGCUUAAGGCUCUUCAAGACGCCUUGAACCAGACCCAACAAGUCAUCAUAGGCAUCACUGAGCAGAUUGCAAAUGAUACCAAAGCACACGCUGAAUUUAGUGCUUCUAAAUCGGCAGCUUCUACAGCAAAGACAACUCCAGCACCCAGUAGCACACCUGAUGAGUUUGCGGGCCUGGAAGACGAUGAAGCCACGACCACCACAACCGCGCCUGUCGAGGAGGCAACUCUAGACCCACCAGUUUAUAGCGAAGCCGAUUUAAUCCUUCCUCAAUCACAAUAUGACACCAUAUCAAAGUGGCUAUCUGAGAAGCUUUCUGAGCAAGAAAAGCUUGGCCCUACCGACGACCCGGUCAUGCUCUCCAAAGACCUGGAAGCAAAAGCCAAAACUCUUACAGAUAUUCACGUCGAGCUUAUCAUGAAGAGCAUGCGUAAACCAUUCAAGUCAAGCCGUCCUCCUCCCAAACCCAAGUCCAAGCCGAAGAAGACGUCUUCUAAGAAGAAGGGCAAGGGGUCGAAGACAGAAUCGGUCGAUCCCGCGUCGAUGACAAUGAACUACGGCCAGGGUGGAAAGCCAAUGUUCACUCUUGGCCCAGAUGGGGAAUUACCCAGCGAGGAGGAGAUCUUGGCCUUUGUUGAACAAAAUAAGAAGGACCAAGCGGCUACGGAAGCCAAGGCAAAAAAGGAAGGUAAGGCAAGUGGUGACGAUGCCACUACCGGGGAGUCUGGGGAUAAAAAGAAGCAUGAUGAGUUGUGAUUAGACAGGAGCAUGGUUCUGGAGUACAUUAGCGAUUUGAUAGUACAAAAUAUCCAUAAGCCUUACCGGG